AUGGUCAGUGCUAUUGUGCUAUGCAGAGGGGAUGUGAACAUUAGACAAUGUCGCGCUUGUGUCAACAACGUUGCUCAAAAGCUCGUACGGUCAUGUCCCAACAAGAAAGAAGCUUUUGGUGGAUACGAUGAAUGUAUGUUACAGUACUCUGGUCGAUUAAUUUUGGGUACAACAUCGAAUUUGCCUCUACUCUACAUGUGGGACGACGCAUUUGCUUCAAAACCCGAGGAAUUUAACCAAGAGCUCAAGAAAUUGAUGGAUGUAUUGCGAGGCGUAGCUGCAUAUGGCGAUCCACUUCGUAAAUACGCCACUGGUCGGGCUAUAGAUCGGAAUUAUCAGACUAUAUAUGCACUUGUGCAAUGUACUCCUGACUUGUCCCCUCAGGAUUGCUACGAUUGCCUAACGGACGCUUAUGGAGCUAUGGCUACUUGUCCCUAUAAUGGGCAAUUGUACAGAAUUAGCAUUAACCCUACAAUUGAUUUUGAACACUGUUUUGAUAAGUAUACUUUUCUUAAUCCAAUGAGUAUACUUUUUACAACUCCAAAGUCUAGAAAAUUAAGUACUCAAAAAAAGUUUACUGACCCAACUGGAGCAGGGAAGAGUGGAAGACUUAAUUGGUCGCGAGAGAAUGAUGCAGCUAAACAUUAA
Molecule: messenger RNA, 648 nt
Organism: Lycium barbarum (goji berry)
Lineage: Eukaryota; Viridiplantae; Streptophyta; Magnoliopsida; Solanales; Solanaceae
Product: cysteine-rich receptor-like protein kinase 29
Exons: 2
Coding region: 1-648 (215 amino acids)
Source: RefSeq, a predicted model, not a curated record